UUAUAAAGCCGUUUCAAAACGCUCGAGUUGAGUUAGUGUCUUGAGAAACCUGACCACUGCUGAAACAGAGCCAGUCCGUUGUAGAACUUAAAAAAAAAGAAGUCUCGAUAUCAAAACCCUCCCAUCGAUCUUCGGGCAUGGCAAACAGGGUGGUGCUGAUGGCGCUGUGUGUGGGCCUCCUCCUGGUUCAGCUGGCCUCGUGCAAGCACCUGAGGUCCCUGAAUCCUGGAGAAACAACCCCGCAGGACGAGAAAUGCGUCGAUGAAGGUUGCCUGGGCUCCCAUGGCCUCCCCGGAAAUCAUGAGGAUGAACACGAUUCCAGCCAUUCGAGCCAUUCCAGUGAUUCAAGCGAUUCUAGCGAUUCCAGUGAUUCAAGCAGCAGCAGCAGCAGCAGCUCAGGCAAUUCGGGCGGGGCCAGAGAGCGGAGAGCGGUGCACGUGGAGUCGGAAGAGACCGGCGUGGACAGUGUGGACACUGGACUCUCUGUGGAGAGUGUCGAGCUGACGCUCGUUGGGAUGGACGCGAUGAACGGGCAGCAGCUUCCCCACGGAGGUAAUAUGUAACGACCCGCUAACAACUCUUAAAGGAUCACGCAUUGAACGACGACUCGGCCGGACAAUCUCAGAGAGACAAAUGCUUCUUUUUAAAAUGAAUUAUCACGCAGUUGUUGCAAAAGUGGGGCCUACUGGCUGACGCGUGCCAAAGGGAAUGGAAUCGGCGAAUGAAUGACACUCGUGAACGAACGACAUGACGCUUCGACUUCGUCCAGGCGCUCGUAGAGUCUACGAUGAAGAGUUGGCAAAUCGUGUGUAAGGAUGUGGCCCAAAUUUCAUUUAAACAAAGCAAAAUAAUUGCACGCAAAUGCAAUCGCUGCUGCUAUGCAUGCUUCCCCGCAAAAUUAAUGAGUGAAAUUGGCUUCGUUAAAUAAAGUUCCGUAUGUGGAAAUAUAUUUACAUAUUUUAAACAAAAACUCAACAUCGGCGCCUGUAUUAAGUCUAAGUGUCUGUAUAUUGGGGGAGUGAAUGGCUGUUUAAAUUAACGAUCACACAACGCAACGUUUGCAACAACCGACUUCCACGAUACAUUAUUUCGCCUUUAACCUUUGUUUUGUUAGGAAUAAAGUACACUGUGUAUGUUGAAAAGUGAUAUGUGACAGUCCACACGAGCCUAGAGUGGACAUCUCACCAUCAAUGACCACCCGGGCUGGCAUAACUUGCCUGGUUCCAUCUUCGAUACGUGGCCAAUAGCAGUGACGCGCGUGAUAAGUGAAAGCACUUGAAAUGAUGAUUGGGUUAUCAAAUCAUUCUACCUAUAAUUCAACUGAAACUACUACGUGUGUGCGUAUGUUGAACUUCUUUCGCACCAUACGUAGCCAACCGCGCUAAUCGGAGGUGCCCCGGGGGAAGGACAACAAACUAAACGGCAAAAAAUUAACCCGUAAAAACAAAGUUUUUCACUAUAAAUCCUUUAUAUGCGUGGCGGCUAGAGUCCUCUCGUCCUCUGGCUUGAGAUGGCUGCCACCUAUGGGUCAGAUGAUUGCCUGCCACCAUUAAGCAAUUGGUAAUUAAAUAUAAAAAAAAAAUCCUAAAAUGUUUAAAAUUUGGGAAAAAAAUUUCACGAAAAUAAAUUGUCACGCACAACGAGUCUGUGUGCAAAAUGUCAGCUCGAUUGGAUCACGGGAAGUGGGUUAAAAAACGACCGAAAGAUUUGCACGGUCGUAAGCGCGCAAGCAAGCAAGCAAGUGAACUUAAUAUAAAGGAUUUAAAAAGCAGUUCUUACGAAACGAUUGUUGCUAUCUUAGGCGCUACCAAUUUUUGCUCUGACCCAUGGACUUUAAGUGGGCAGGGAUUCAGUUUUUUUUAUGAAGCAAACGCAUAAAUGUCACCGCCAACAAUCACGUGGAUUGUUGGUGCGGUUGAGUGCUUCAGCGAACUGAUAUUUCACCCGCUCCAUAAGAGGAGAAACGGCUUCCCGUGUGUAAACGAGAUGCCCGCUCUCAUCCCUCUCAGUCACUGCAACACAAACAACAGCUGGGGUACAUUCAGCUUCCUCACUUUCAUUUGAUUCGUCCCAGCUGCACGACCCAGUCUAACUCGCGUGCCGCGGUGGCGAGAUGUUAACUGCCUCGCCUGGUAUACAGGAGUAGGCCUCGGCAAGGUAAGGUAAAAGUGUAAAACAACGAGCCUACCUUUACCCUACCUUUUACCUUACCACAAUACAAUCACUCUACCCUACCUUUGACCCUUUAGCAGGUAAGGUAAAAGUGUAAAAGCAACGAGUCUACCUUUUACCCUACCCUUUACCCUUACCCCUUGGCAUGUCGACACCUUUACCUUUACCCUUUUACCCGGUAAAAAAGGGUGCAUUACCUUACCUUGCCGAGGCCUAUACAGGAGGUCGUGGGUUUGAUACCAACCCUGACAGCUGCUGCUGUAUAUUUAGAAUUUUCAUGUUCUCCCCGUGGUCGAGUGGAUUUUUCUCUGGGUCCUCCGUUUUUUUUCCGCCUCCACAUUUCGAAACGUGCGUUUUGAGCAUUUGUCCGCUUUAAAUUUCCGCAUGAUAAGAGCACUUCAUCGGGCUAUCAUUUGUGGCCAGUUCGCUUCGGAAAACGAGCUCUAUAGCUACAGUGGACCUUACCUGGUAACAUAAAUAAAAACAAGUCGUUUGUAGUUUCUCACAAUAAAAUCCACGCGUUUGACCGCCGAUUUCUACGGCUGACGGAUCGCCGUCGCAUGUGGGUAUGGUUGUAAAGAUCAGUGGAGAGGAGAUGGAGGUCUGUGGGUCCCUCGCUGAGAGUAAUGAUCCAUCGUGGCAUCUGUCUCCCGUCUUCAGGGGCUCCCUGAUCCGCUUAUUUCCUUGCGAGGCCCGCGGGCCACUGGUGGGUCUUGUUGGCCUUUAGUGUGGCCCUCGACAAUCCACAAAUGGUGUCAAACCCCAGUGGUUUCAGAGGCGUGGCGGGCCUCACGCCUGGUGAUGUCUUAUCGGUGAAAGUCGCCUCCCUCUGGAAAUUAGUGAAGAACGCUGCGCUAAUCCAUCUUUCUCUCUCUCUCUCUUCCGUUGUUGCUGAUGGGACAUUUGAGAUAAAACAACGCCCAUGAUUUAGCGUCAAAUUUGAGAGUGUACGACGUUUCCUAGAUGGCAAAGGUUAGGGUGAAAUAUGAUCUGGUCAAAAAAGUUCACGGAAACACUCGCAAUGUUGAUUAAUUGCCGAUGACAUUCAAUCAUAGAUAUAUAUAACUGCUUAACUUAACUCAUGGAGUAUUUUGCCGGGGCUCUCCAUCCACCACUCCACCCCCAGAAUUUUCACCUCCCCCCCCCCCCAACCAGUCACCCACCCCCAAGCCCCUCAUUCCCAACAGGCGGCAGUGCAGAAGUAAUUUUCUGGAGCUCAGCACUGGACAGCUCCGGCCGAAAUUCAUCCCUGAUGUACCAUGCUCAAGUUCAAGUUCAUGUGUUAGGUGUAGCCCUGUGAGCCAUUCGGCUCUUGAAUCGGGUGCAACCGCAACAAACAAAAACAUGAACAAAAAAACAUCUUAAAGUGAAUAUGUGACUGAGUGCAAACAGAAAAUCCACAAGGGGGGGGGGGGGCACCCUUCAGAAAUGUUUGUGACGUGAAAACGGUCGCGCACACUCGCCUGAAUGUGCCACUUUAAUUUCCAACAACACCCAAUUGUCAGUUCGCAAUUUGUUGCAGUGCAUUCUGAAGGACAUAACCGCCGUUUCGCUACGAGGCCUUUGUUUCAACCCGGAUCAAUCUAGAUUUGAAGUUUUCGCGACUGCAGGGAUCCAUACAUACUCUUUGGUUCUUUCGGUAAAGUCACGUAGGUAUAAAAUAAAUAAAAUCGUGACAUUUUGAUCGCAACACAAGAAAUCGUCAUCAGGUGGUAAACCCACAGCAAUAUUUUUUUUGCUAAAGUGACUUUACCGAAAGAACCAAAGAGUACCAUUGGUACCUCAUUUGACAGUAAAAAAAUAUGAUAAUUGUUUUUUUACCCUUUUAUCUGGCACCAAAACUGACACCUUUUUCAGAGUUAUGUUUUUUCUUUGCAUUAUGACUGCAGGUAUUGUGGUCUAUGCAAACAUGACUCCUCAUUAAAAAGGUGUCAGUUUUGUUGCCAGAUAGAAGGGUAAAAAAACAAUUAUCAACCAAAGAGUAUUCAACCGGAUCGUUUAAAUCAAACGCUUUGACAAUUGCAACCGCAACAACAACAACAAAACAACACGCGGAAAGACAACGGCUUUAUUACGUUUCGUAAGAUUGAAGAACAUCUGUGAGUUUAAUUUGUUCUCAUUCCUGCCUCUACUCUAAGAUGCCCCCUUUGCAAUUGUGCACCGUGCUCCCUCUAGCUUUGAUUAUAAUAAAGCUACAACUGUGAUUGCAUCAUC
This is a messenger RNA of Lethenteron reissneri (Far Eastern brook lamprey), 4386 nucleotides long. Its product is annotated as dentin sialophosphoprotein-like. NCBI's taxonomy places the organism in Eukaryota, Metazoa, Chordata, Hyperoartia, Petromyzontiformes, Petromyzontidae. The record is from RefSeq and is a predicted model, not a curated record.